Messenger RNA from Aspergillus alliaceus, 4025 nucleotides. RefSeq lists its product as uncharacterized. The transcript is spliced from 5 exons. The coding region runs from base 232 to 3918 and encodes 1228 amino acids. The record is from RefSeq and is a predicted model, not a curated record. NCBI's taxonomy places the organism in Eukaryota, Fungi, Ascomycota, Eurotiomycetes, Eurotiales, Aspergillaceae.
CCAGUCAGUCUUUAACACAACUGUGGCUUGGCAGGAAAAUGCACCGCUACCACCCGCGAAUUUCUAAGAGAACAUAGCACAUUGGCUUUUUGCGCUAACAGCUCUUGUUUAAUUGAAUUGACGCCCGUUCUCAAACCACCUCUGGUGACCCCGAAAACGUCGUGUCUCAUCUCCCCAACCUAGUUAGAUAUGCGGUGACCUCACGUCCCACUAAGCAAUUUUCUGUCCGCGAUGGACGCCUACCCUGAAGAUUAUGUUGUCCACAACCUUCCCUUCGUCCUACUCUCUGGCCUUGAAACAGACUCCGAAAAUGACUUGGGAUCGAGCUGCCCUAAUUAUCCCCUUCUUCACGAGAGGGGUGUCCAUAUAUACUCAGACUUCCCGCCGCUAAGCGGCUCAACCGCGGAAGAAUUGCGGAAGAUACUUCUGGCGGAAGAUGCGUCGCGAGCUCCGUGGGAACCUAGUGAUGACAUCCUUGCCAAAUUCGCCGGGUUUGAGUACAAAAUAAAGAGUGUUGGACGGUCUUACAGACUUCCCCCGCGUAAAGCUGACCCCCCACCUGUAUCCCCUCCCCUGAGCCCAACCGGACAGGAUAAUGACAUGCCGCAUGCGCCAUACUUUGUGCUGCACUCCCCAAUAUCUCCGCUAUCACCGGGCUCUCCAACAUUUUCAGAUGGUCUACUCACCCCGCUAUGGGUUACAAAACACCAAAAUCUGGUCCCAGCCGCCGUGAUAAAUUUCUUUCCCUUUUGCCUAGAUCCUAAUAUGAGUUCCUUGCGAGACAACCAGCUGAAGAUAGAAGUCAAUGGCCUGAAGAAGGAGUGGUCAUCCUCGGGCUAUAAGACCCGAUUCAUAGUCGUCUUCCUUUCGGAAGAAAGUCAUGGUGCCUUUACUGAGGACGUCGAUGACCGGGUGACCGGCAUCCGCAGAGCGACAAAUCUGGACCAGAAAUCUAUCUUUCUCCUCCCACCUGACGCAACGUCUGGCGAACUCAAAGAGUUUGGAAAGUCCCUCCUGUCACUGCUCCAACCGUCGCUGACGGAGUACUAUCGAGAUUUGUCUAAGCACGCCAGAAGGAAGCGAAAUCGAAGCAGUAUCCCGCCCCCAACGGCUCCACCGACAACAGGAACGUCCCAAACAUUGUCUCUCCAGGGAUGGAAUGUCAGGUACGAAUUCAAGAUGGGAAUAUUCGCGGAGUUCAGGCAAGAGAUAGAUGCAGCCCUUAGGAAUUACGAAAGCGCAUACGAGACUUUGUUCGGGCAAGAGGUCUUCGAGAAUAUUGCUGGCUGGAGCCCAAGGUUCAAUGACGCACGUCUUCUAGCAGAUACCAUAGCCGUGCGCAUUAUUCGCUGUUUGCUAUGGAUGGGACAAACCGCUGCAGCGGUGCGGUCAUGGGUUGAACAUCGGAGUCGCUCACAGGACAUUAUCAAUCGUAGAGGUAAAGGAACAAGGAACUAUGGAUGGGAGGCUUGGGAAGCCAGAUGGUCAACGGUAAUGGCACAGUUGAUCCGCCAAGCUACUAUUCCUUACUUCACCUCAGUCGGCAUCACACAGGAUCAGUUCAACGAACAGUAUUCGAUUUUUAUUCCUCGAGAAAAGACAGUCCCCCCUGGAGAUGCGUUAUAUCCGUGGGAGCAAUUACACCAUGAGGGUUAUUGGCUGUAUCGAGCAGCAAAGCAUACAAUGCAUCGACGAAACCUAGUAGAGCAAAUCCCGGAUGAAGACAGGAUCCCGCCUGGACAGUCUCCUGCUUCCCAGAUAGCGAAAGCUGCACUAGAUGAGUUUUCGAAGCGUGGCCAGGUACGGAAGACUGAAAGCCUGAGGUUGGAGAUAGCGGAAGAACAUAUGCGGAUGGGUUCCUGGACUGAAGCUUAUGGUAUCCUUCAACCGCUGUGGUCAACUAUCACCUGGCGCCAUUCGGGCUGGUGGCCGCUCAUGGAAAAGCUUGGAUGGGCAUUGAGAGAGUGUGCUGUACGAGUGCAAGACAGCGAAACAGUUCUACGGGUGGACUGGGAACUACUCAAUAAGGCAUUUCAACCAAAACCCGACUGGCAAUACGACAUCCAUAGAAGUCUUGAAGGUCUGCCCUUAGUCACACCUAAACCAUCUAUUGUUCUUAAAGCGGAGGAUAUACUGUCAAGUGUUACGGCGUCUUUUGUUUUCGAAAAGCCCGAAGGAAAUGUUGGCGAGUCAUUACGUGGCCAGCUUGUUAUAGCAUCAUGCGCCCAGAGAUCAUCAAGCCCCAUUAGACUUUCUGAAGUUAAGAUCGCAUUUGAAGGCUGCCUACGUCCUAUGAAGUUACAAUCUAACCACGCGGCUGAAACGGAUGCAACAGCGCCUUGUACAAUAGCGUCGCCGUCCUUACGAGAACCGAGCGCCUCAGGUGAUACAGCGUCCCUCCAGUCUCCCAUUACUUUCUUAACACCACUCAUUGGAGCUGUCGAUUUGACCAUCAGCCCUUCUCAAACGAAGGUCUUCAAUCUGGCUUGCAUCCCUCGGGAAGCCGGAGAGUCUCGGGUUGCAUCGAUAACUCUUCUGAUUGAAGAAGAGAAAUUCGACCUCACUUGUGUCAUGACGGACUUGGCCCAGCAUGAAUCUUUUUGGUGGCAACAAACCAAGAAUAGUGUGGUCCGAAGGCGGGUAGGCAAGAAUCGUGACACUGGCCGAUGUAAAAUAAUGCCUAAACCACCCAAGAUACGAAUCACAAUGCCCAACCUUAUGGAUACUUACUACACGAAUGAACGAAUUAUCCUCAAGAUUGCCAUUCAUAAUGGGGAAGAUGAGACUGCAGAUGUUGUGGCCGAGGCUAGACUUUUUGGUCGAUCGGAUUCUGCAGCCAAGAUUCUAUGGCUCGAUGAGGAAGACUUACCAGAGGCACAGGGCUCCGAGAGGAGCACCCCAGUGGAAGGCGUUUCUCAUUUUAUCAAGAGGCCUGUUGGUGUUAUGGAGACUGCUUCCCAUCGGGAACUAGAGAUUGUUCUCACAGACACGCGCGACGCUUCAGAGUAUGAGCUUGAGAUAUCAUCCGUAUAUAACCUCGUAUCUGAUACUCAAACACCGAUCAUCGCGACCCUGAGAGUGAAUCUACCAAUUGUACGACCGUUCGAGGCCAACUAUGAAUUUAUACCACGUCUCCACCCGCAACCAUGGCCGGGUUUCUUUACCGUCGAUGACGAAUUGCUAGAGAAUGACACAACACCGAAAUCCCGGGGCUUACAGCAGCGGUGGUGCCUUAACUCCAAAGUUGUCUCUUUCUCAUCGAGGCCGCUUGUUAUCGAAAAGAUGUCGUUAGUGCUCCUUGGACUUGGUGGGGGCACCACCUGCAACAUUAGCCCUGAAGUGAUGGCUAGUCCAGGCGGAUCGGAGAUCCAUUUGGAGGAGCUUCGCGAAUCCGACUUUACGGUGGAUAUCCAAAAGGCAAUUCUAGGUGACCGGCGACCCGCAGCUUUGAACCUAGCUCUUGAGAUCCAAUGGCGUCGGAGCGCAACCGACGAAAGUGAGCCGACUCUGGGCGGUAACAGUACCACGACAUCUACACUUGCGGUCCCUCGUUUUGUUGUCCCCUGGGGGGAACCACGCGUUCUUGCCUCGGCAAUGGCCUCUAAGAUACGUUCUGGGCUAAUCCAUUUAGACUACACCAUAGAAAAUCCGUCGAUGCACUUCCUUACCUUCAAUUUGACCAUGGAAGCAAGCGAAAAUUUCGCCUUUAGUGGUCCGAAGACGAUGGUCGUUCAGCUGGUGCCUCUGAGCCGGCACGCAGUUCGGUACAAUCUACUGGCAUCCAAACGGGGGCUGUGGAUACAGCCACAGCUGCUCGUCGUGGAUACAUACUUCAACAAAACCCUUCGUGUGCUCCCUACAGAGGACAUGCGGUCAGACAAGAAUGGGCCCUUAGUAUGGGUUGAUGCUGACGACUAAAUCACGGCUUCCAUAGGGGCUUUUUUUUAUUGUUGGCCUUGGUGGUAAUGACGGGUGCUCGCUACGUCUUGCGAUAACAAUCAGUAGCAUAAUUUGAGCGAUACUGG